AGGAAGCAUUACAGAAAUCCACCAGAGUGCCCCAGGUGCAGCCCCAGGCUCGAGCCAUGUCGUGCCCUGAGAAGUGCCAGCAGUGCCAGCCCUGCAACCCUUGCUGCCAGCCCUGCGGCCCGACCCCGCUGGCCAACAGCUGCAAUGAGUGCUGUGUCAGGCAGUGCCAGAGCUCCACCGUCGUCAUUGAGCCGCCGGCUGUGCUGGUGACCCUGCCCGGGCCCAUCCUCAGCUCCUUCCCACAGAACACCGUGGUGGGAUCCUCCACCUCCGCUGCCGUUGGCAGCAUCCUCAGCUGUGAUGGAGUGCCCAUCAACUCCGGGGGCUUUGACCUCUCCUGCAUCACCAGCUGCUACCGUGGCAGAUGUCCCCCCUGCUAAAGCCCCUGCAAACCUCCUUGGCCAACAACCUGCAAGACCUCUCAUCAUGCUGCUGCACUGAAAACACAACGCUGGGACAUUGCAUUUAGACUUUAUGGCUCUUGUUUCCUUCUUCUCCUCUCUUCUCUCUCUUCCCUUCCUUUUCUGUCACCACCACCCAAUGCCACCCUCCUGGGGACCUUUUGGCCUCCCUGCCUCUGCAGCCCAGGCAGAGGGACACCCCCCCUGCAUCUUAGUGGCUGCUGCUGGUGCCCUCUGUGAGCCACCUCCUUUGCUUCUUUAGACUCAAUAAAGUUG
Messenger RNA from Pipra filicauda (Wire-tailed manakin), 677 nucleotides. RefSeq names its product feather keratin Cos2-2-like. The transcript has 2 exons. Bases 57 to 380 code for a protein of 107 amino acids. The record is from RefSeq and is a predicted model, not a curated record. Gene Ontology annotation, cellular component: intermediate filament. Lineage: Eukaryota; Metazoa; Chordata; Aves; Passeriformes; Pipridae. Gene Ontology annotation, molecular function: structural constituent of cytoskeleton.